Molecule: messenger RNA, 1407 nt
Organism: Umbelopsis ramanniana AG
Lineage: Eukaryota; Fungi; Mucoromycota; Umbelopsidomycetes; Umbelopsidales; Umbelopsidaceae
Exons: 2
Coding region: 57-1202 (381 amino acids)
Cellular component (GO): RNA polymerase II transcription regulator complex
Molecular function (GO): DNA-binding transcription activator activity, RNA polymerase II-specific; transcription cis-regulatory region binding
Source: RefSeq, a predicted model, not a curated record
UGGCGGCCCUUUUAUUUUUCUUCUCUCUUUUCUUCCUUUCUCUUCAUCUUCACUGAAUGUCCACUCUCAACCAAUUCAACCUACUUUUUGAAGGUGACUCUCCUGAUCACCAACUUAAUGAGAACCACAGUAGUGAUGACUCUGCUACUGUAGGUGACGCCCAGGACAGUGUUCCAAAAAAUGAUGACGGCGUAGAAACGUACACCAAGGCUCAGUGGAAAGCUAUGUCACCUAAAGAACGACGACAACUUCGCAAUAAAAUAUCAGCUCGUAAUUUCAGAACGAGAAGAAAGGAAUACAUGACUACCAUCGAAAUUGAAUUAGAACGAACAAAGCAGUUUGCAACUAAACUUCAGCAACAAGUCGACGUCUACAAAAGUCAAAACGAGGAAAUUAGAGCUGAAAAUUCACAACUCAGACUACAAGUGUUGUUAUUAAGUCAACAGCGCUCCGUUACUCCUCCUCAGCAAGCGCCCAUCCAGCAGCAACAGCCACAAGCCUGGCCCUUGACCCAGAACAUGCUUACCGUUCCUAAUAUGCAGCCUCAGGUGUACCAACGCAGUACACCUCCUACUUCACCUCCAUCAACCGCUUCGGAAUAUGAAGGCACCCUGCCUGCCUCAAGUUCCCCUUAUCAGGUGGAUUUGUUAACCGACAUGAACCCCAUCAAUUUUAACGCUUACUCCAUGGACCAGAUCUAUACUUUCUUGUCACACACAGUUGUUCCCAACUGGAACAUCGAACAUGUUCUGAACCAAUCCAUUCCUUCUCAAUCCGCACACGACUUGUAUCGUGAAUACUCUCUCCUCGCCCCAGCCCUUAUGUCCAUCAUCGUGAGAGACACUUUUGUCAAAAAUUAUCAAGACUUCAUGAAAAAAUCACCUUUACUAUUGACCGCGGCACCUGCUGCCACGCCUGUCUCCAUCACUACAUCAUCCAAGUUGGGCUUCUCAACUCGUAAAAGUAUCGAAAAUCUAAGCUACAAAGAACUCAAAUUGAUUUGGGACCUUCUGCAAUCCGGCCUGCAACAAAAAGAUCAAGCUGGAAUUGAUCAGCAACAGGAGGAAGUUCAGCCAAGAGAACCUUGUCUAAGUCAACUCAUCGCUGGUGCUAGAACUUGGAUCUGGAUGAAAGCAAACGUGUGCGAUGUCGUCAAUUCCUACGUUUCUGUAUAUGCCAAGCGCCUCAAGCUGAGCUCAUAGUUUUUCCCUUUCCUUUGAAAUUUCUACAUGCCUUUACACUCUUUACACCGUACUUCAACCCAUUGGUCUCGCAAUUUAAUGUACAUAAUACCUCUUCCCCUAUACGUCUUUCUCUUGAUCAAAUCCAUAUCUCCUUACGCAUCAAUAAAAAAUUUUAUAAAACCAUGCAAACUAUUUUCCUCGGCUUGCCACUAGUUUUUACUUU